Messenger RNA from Scleropages formosus (Asian bonytongue), 1429 nucleotides. Its product is annotated as gamma-crystallin M2-like. NCBI's taxonomy places the organism in Eukaryota, Metazoa, Chordata, Actinopteri, Osteoglossiformes, Osteoglossidae. The record is from RefSeq and is a predicted model, not a curated record. Gene Ontology annotation, molecular function: structural constituent of eye lens. The transcript has 2 exons. The coding region runs from base 850 to 1401 and encodes 183 amino acids. Gene Ontology annotation, biological process: visual perception; lens development in camera-type eye.
UCCAGUCUGACAUUAAUUGUUCAUGCACAAUACCUGCUUUGCAGAAUUUGCAACAAACACACCUAUCAACCUUGCCCUGUUUAUCUUUUUUCAAGAAGCUAAUUAUCUAGUUCUUGCUUUCAUUAACUUUUACAUUCAUAGCCAGUAUUCUGGUGUUUUCACUAAACUCUGUAUUAUCAGAGUACAGUGCCAGCUUGAAUGUCUGUUUUUUUCUGUAUGACAGCUAUAUGCCAACAACCUCAAUAUUAUUUAAAAUUGUUCCACUAACACACUGAAAUCUUUUCUAAGCUGUUGCAUGAGGUCCAUUACGUGUUUUUCACUGUGGAGAAAGCCAACAGAGAUAUUGUUUUACGCAUUUACCCAGUGAGCAAACAAUGUAUGCAUGAUUCUUUUCAAAACCAAACACAAUGUCAAAGAGUAACCUUUUACAUGCCAUACUUCAGUACCAAUGAGCUACUGUGCCAUAGUGCUGGUUCAGGAGUUUCCACAAUAAGACAACAAGCUCUUUAGGUGAUGACAGGUAUAAAAGUGACAGCAUGACAUGUGUGAAACCAGAGCAGUGUGAGCACGAACAACCAUCACCAUGACAAUGGGCAGGGUAAGUGGUGCUGAUGAGAAAAAACUAUUUGUCAGAAUUUCAAACUUGUCAAAAUUCUGGUGUUAAGUGUGUUUAAAUUUAUUUCGCUUUCUUUUUUAUCCAUCCUUUCCGUCUUUAAAAGUAAGCUUGAAACAUGACAUUUUUGAGGCUAUUUGGAUUACUAAAAAAAACCAAUUUGAAUCUAUCCUUUCCACUGCAAAUCUGAGAAGCCAAAUGAUUAUGAGUUUUAUGUUUCAUUUAUUUAGUUUUUGAUGUUACCAUCGAUCCCCAUUCCAUUUCAGAUCACCUUCUACGAGGAGAGGAACUUCGGCGGUCGCUCCUAUGACAGCAGCAGUGACUGUGCCGACCUCACAUCCUACAUGAGCCACUGCUACUCCUGUAGGGUUCACAGUGGCUGCUUCAUGGUCUAUGACCGCGCCAAUUACAUGGGGAACCAGUACUUUCUGAGGAGGGGAGAGUACCCUGACUGUAGGAGCAUGGGCAUGAGUGACUUCUUCAGAUCCUGCCGAAUGAUUCCCAUGUACAGGGGAUCCUACAGAAUGAGGAUCUACGAGAGGGAGAACUUUGGAGGUCAGAUGUAUGAGCUGAUGGACGACUGUGACAAUAUCAUGGAUCGCUACCGCAUGUCCAACUGCAUGUCCUGCCACGUGAUGGAUGGCCACUGGCUCAUGUAUGAGCAGCCCCACUAUAGAGGAAGGAUGAUGUACUUCUGGCCUGGGGAGUACAGGAACUUCAGCAACAUGGGAUGGGGAAGUGGCAUGAGGUUUAUGUCUAUGAGACGUAUCAUGGAUUCUUGGUAUUGAAACAAAUAAAUUUAUAAUCAACAAUUAA